Molecule: messenger RNA, 1459 nt
Organism: Procambarus clarkii (red swamp crayfish)
Lineage: Eukaryota; Metazoa; Arthropoda; Malacostraca; Decapoda; Cambaridae
Cellular component (GO): extracellular region
Molecular function (GO): chitin binding
Source: RefSeq, a predicted model, not a curated record
AGCAGCUUCUUCUCAGGUUGACUCUUAUCUCCACUUCUCUCUCUCUACUUCAUAUUUCUACUGACCGACAAACAUGAAGGUUCUGCUGUUUACUGCCCUGCUGGGAUUGUCCAUCGCAGACAAGCGACCUUCAAAUAGUUACGGAGCCCCAAAUGGAGGUUUUGGUAACGGAUUUGGCGCUUCUAAUGGAGCUCCAAGCAAUGGUUACACAGCUCCAGGAACCAAUGGCUUCGGAACACCUGCAAGUAAUGGAAACGGUGCAGCCUCAGGUAAUGGGUUUGGACAAACUUCAAGCAACGGGUUCGGAGCUGCCCCAAGCAAUGGAUACUCAGCUCCCCCAAGUAAUAGGUACGGUCCCCCGACAGGUUCCUAUGGACUAGAUGCCGAGCUGGUUGCUCUGCAGGAGAACAUCCCCGGUGGUGGCGUCCCCGGGGAAGAUUACCCUGUCUUGGCUUCUCCACCAGACACUGACUUCUCCUGUGACGCCCAGGCAGUGGCUGGCUAUUACGCCGAUACCGACCCUGAGGCCCGUUGCCAGGUGUUCCACAUUUGCCAGGACCGCGCCGUCAGACGCCAGAAGGACUCCUUCCUGUGCCCCAACGGUACCAUCUUCAACCAGCAGUACCUGGUGUGCGACUGGUGGUUCAACGUUGACUGUUCCCAGGCUGAGAACUUCUACUCCGUAAACGAACUCAUCGGCGUCGUCCCCGACGUUGGCUAUGGUUAUGGUCCCGCCACCAACGGCAUUAGCAACGGUAAUGGUAACGGUGGCAGUUAUGGAAAUGGCAAUGGAGCCAACGGAAACGGAAGGAACGGAAAUGGCGUAAAUGGAAAGAACGGUAACAAUGGUUAUGGAUCCAACGGCAAUGGAAGGAAUGGAAAUGGUGCCGGUAACGGCAAUGGCAACGGUGUAAAUGGAAAUGGUGCCAGCAACGGAUAUGCUAAUGGAGCCAACGGUAACGGAAGAAACGGAAAUGGAAGCAACGGUAACAAUGGCUACGGAUUGAACGGCAAUGGAAAUGGUGCCGGUAACGGCAACGGGGCCAAUGGCAACAGCGUGAAUGGGAAUGGUGCCAGAAACGGAUAUGCUAAUGGAGCCAACGGUAACGGAAGAAACGGAAAUGGAAGCAACGGUAACAAUGGUUACGGAUUGAACGGCAAUGGAAAUGGUGCCAGUAACGGCAAUGGUGCCAAUGGCAACGGUGUCAAUGGAAAUGGUGCCAGCAACGGAUAUGUUGCUCCAUCUGCUCCCUCCGCUGCCUAUGGAACUCCAUUUUAAAAUGUCCUUCUUUGUCUCAUGUCUUCUGUCACUUGACUGUCUCUCUGCUACAAUGAUUCGAGUCAGGAAAGAAUUACACGUUGACUUUGCACUUUUGUAAAUAUUUAUACGAAUGACAAUUGUGUCUCAUUUCUCGAUGAUUGUCUUUAAUAAUAUAUAAUAAAAGUUUUGAAUGAUGAA